Spinacia oleracea (spinach) is the source of this 1420-nucleotide messenger RNA. RefSeq lists its product as uncharacterized. Gene Ontology annotation, biological process: mitotic G2 DNA damage checkpoint signaling. NCBI's taxonomy places the organism in Eukaryota, Viridiplantae, Streptophyta, Magnoliopsida, Caryophyllales, Amaranthaceae. The record is from RefSeq and is a predicted model, not a curated record. The transcript is spliced from 4 exons. Gene Ontology annotation, molecular function: chromatin binding. Bases 150 to 1094 code for a protein of 314 amino acids. Gene Ontology annotation, cellular component: nucleus.
CUUUGGCUGUACCCGGGUAUAGCCAAAAAUUUGCGCCCCAAGAGUACGAAAGCCCAAGUCCUCGACAGUCCAAUACAAAUUACAAUUGUAAAACUCCCUCCAUUUUUACCGUUACCGGAGACUCGCUUCACCUUCGCUGUGCGGCGGCGAUGUUCAAAUCGACGACCUUCAUCGCCGUCAAAUGCUGCCAGUGCUCCACUAUGCAGGUGAAGCAGCAGAAGAAGAGCAGCAACAAAUGGAAUUGUGUUGUCUGCAACCAAAAACAAUCGGUGACGAAGAUCUAUGCUCAAGGUUAUCAAGCCAAGGACAUCCGAAACGUCGUUCAAUCCUUCAAUAUGUCUCGCAAAUUGGAGGAUGAACUGCAACAAGUUCUUUCUGUGGGGCAUUUCGUCGAACACUUGGAAGGCGUUCGUGAAACGGAGGAGAUUAAAGGAAAGCGUCGUGCCGAUUGGAGCGAGUAUAUGGAAGAUGAUGAGAGUGUUGAACCUGCUUACUUGAAAUCAAAACUAAACGAGGGAGGAAUGGAAGCUGAGGCAAAUGUUGUGACUGAGUAUUCUGAGGAUUUGAUUCAUAACAAGGCAAGGUUAAGGGGCAAAUUCGGUUCGAGUGGGUCAGACAAAAAUCAAUGUUACAAGCCAAGCUUUUCGAAAAGAGUUUCAAAAAAGGAUGUUAAAGAAACUGAAUCACACUCUUCAAAUGUGGAAUCGGUGUGGGGUGAAUGCUUUGUGGAUGAUAGUUAUAUGAUCAAAGAUGUCAAUAGGCACUGUGAGCAACAGGAGAGAAACAAGGUUGUGAAAACAGCUACUUCCAUGUGCUCUCAAUAUAUGGAGAAAGAUGAUUUCGCUAGAGACAUUAGAAGCCAUUCUGAGCCACGGCAGCAACAACAGCCAAGCAAGUGCAUGGCAAUUAAGAAAACGGGUACUUCAAAAUGGAGCGGGUACAUGACAGGAGAUGAUGAUGAUGAUGGUGGUGGUGUUGACAAAGAGGUGAGAGCUGCUUUUACUGAUGAUUUGAGACUCAUGUGUGGGUAUAAACUGGAGAAUCAUAGUUUCGACCAGCUGAUUGAGGAAGACAUCCACCCUGACUUCAUGUAGUCCUUCCUUGGAUUACGGGCACAUUGUUAAAGUUGGACUCUAUUUUGUUUCAGAUGGUCAAGGUAACUUUCCAGUUUUCCACUUCUUGUAGAAAAGUUCUAUAAACAACUGCUAGAAAGGAAUGUUAUUUUUCUAUCGGUGGUCUUUGAACUGUAAUUGAAGUCAAUUGGCUAUAUAUGACACCAGUUUCUAAAUAGUUACACAAUUUGACUUUUCACACUUUUCACUUAUCUUACUUUAACUAUGUUUUCUACUAAUAAAUAGUAUUAUGUAAAAUAUUGUUGCCUUUGUCACUUUGUCUCAAUGUCUAUUCUAUCCGUCCCAAA